Messenger RNA from Drosophila willistoni, 1536 nucleotides. RefSeq names its product glyceraldehyde-3-phosphate dehydrogenase. Lineage: Eukaryota; Metazoa; Arthropoda; Insecta; Diptera; Drosophilidae. Bases 150 to 1436 code for a protein of 428 amino acids. The record is from RefSeq and is a predicted model, not a curated record. The transcript has a single exon. Gene Ontology annotation, molecular function: oxidoreductase activity, acting on the aldehyde or oxo group of donors, NAD or NADP as acceptor; NAD binding; NADP binding. Gene Ontology annotation, biological process: glucose metabolic process.
GAUCAGCCAAGCAUAUAAGUUUAGUAGUGUUUUCCUAUUACUAGCUAUCGGAUGUAUAAAAUUUAGCUUACAAAAAAAAAAUCUUUCUUAAUUUUUUUUUUUUGCAUUUUUAUCGAUUCGAUUUGAACUAUUCCAAAUUUCUGGCAAACAUGUGUGGAAUAGCUAUCAAUGGAUUUGGACGUAUUGGUCGCAUAUUUUUGCGCCAUGCCCUCAUGCGCAAGGACCCGAGCACAGCAGUGGUGGCAAUCAAUGAUCCUUUAAUGGAUCCCAAGUAUGUGGCUUAUUUGCUGCGUCACGAUUCGACUCACGGCGUUUAUAAUCAAAAGAUUGCCCUGGAGGGCAGCACUCUAAUUGUAAAUGGUAAGAAGAUCAAGCUGUUCAAAGAGGCCGAUCCCAAGAAGCUGAAAUGGGGUGAUCUGGGUGUUAAGACUGUGGUGGAAUGUACUGGUCGUUUCACUACCAUGAAGGCGGCUCAGGUUCAUUUGGAUUGUGGGGCCCAGAAGGUGAUUAUAUCGGCACCCUCCGCGGAUGCCCCGAUGUUUGUGUGCGGCGUUAAUUUGGAUAAAUAUACCUCCGAUAUGAAAAUCAUUUCGAAUGCUUCCUGCACUACCAAUUGUCUGGCUCCCUUGGCCAAAGUUGUGCAUGAGAAAUUCCAGAUUGUUGAGGGCUUGAUGACCACAGUUCACGCGGCUACUGCCACCCAGAAGAUUAUCGAUGGGCCGAGCAGCAAGUCCUGGCGUGAUGGACGCAGCGGUAUGUCUAAUAUUAUUCCCGCUGCCACAGGAGCUGCCAAGGCGGUGGGUAAAGUCAUUCCUGAUCUGAAUGGCAAACUCACGGGAAUGGCGUUUCGAGUGCCGGUGCCAAAUGUUUCGGUAGUUGAUCUUACCUGUCGUUUGGGCAAAGCAGCCAAAUUGGAUGACAUCAAGAAGGCAGUUAAACAAGCCUCUCAGGGUGAAUUGAAGGGAAUUCUUGGCUAUACCGAGGAGGAGGCAGUCUCCACUGACUUUAAUGGUUCGCGUUUCUCUUCUGUUUUCGAUGCCAAGGCCUGCAUUGCCCUCAAUGACAACUUUGUUAAGCUAAUCAGUUGGUACGACAAUGAGACUGGUUAUUCCUGCCGUCUCUAUGAUCUUCUGAGAUACACCGAAAUAGCAGACGAGUGUACCGAGAAGUUGCUGAAGAAGGAGUGCGAGGAGAAGGAGCAGCAAAAGAAAUGCGAGGAGGAGGCAGCUCUUAAAAAGAAGUGCGAAGAAGAGGAACAGGAAAAGAAAUGCGCAGAAAUGGCCUUGAAAAAGAAAUGCGAGGAACAAGAGCAAAAGAAAAAGUGCGAUGAGGCCGCUCUAAAGAAGAAAUGUGAUGAGGCCGCUCUAAAGAAGAAAUGUGAUGAGGCCGCUCUAAAGAAGAAAUGCGAUAAAAAGGAUCCAACAAAAAAGAAUUAAAAUAAAACUCUCGAUCUAGAAAGAAUACGAUUAGAUUACUACUGAUAUUAUAAUGCAUAUUAUUAAAUUUUAAAGAAUUAAAUUGUAAGCUAUAACUAAA